Paramecium tetraurelia is the source of this 1032-nucleotide messenger RNA. RefSeq lists its product as uncharacterized. Gene Ontology annotation, biological process: protein dephosphorylation. The record is from RefSeq and is a predicted model, not a curated record. Gene Ontology annotation, molecular function: protein serine/threonine phosphatase activity; cation binding. NCBI's taxonomy places the organism in Eukaryota, Ciliophora, Oligohymenophorea, Peniculida, Parameciidae. The transcript is spliced from 5 exons.
AUGAAUUACUUUAGAAAAGCAAAUUAUACGCCUGUGAGAGCAAAUCAAGAAAAAGCUCUCCUUUUGCCGAAUAUAUUUUUGUUCUAACAAUCUCCAGAAAGAAAAUCUAUUCAUUAACUAAAAGGAAAAAAUCUAAAAUACGGAUUGAAAAAAUUAGAUAUUUCAACUAACACAGUUGAUUUAAAAUCUGAUAGAACUAAAGAUCUGAUAGGGAAUUUAUCUUAUUAAUCAAGAACUUUAAGUGGAUUAAACAUCAAUAAUCAACAAAAAGUCAAUUAAGAUUCUUAUUUGAUUUUAAAAGAUUUACAAUACAAGUUAUUUGGGAUUUAUGAUGGUCAUGGCAAAUUCGGUCAUUUAGUUUCUUCGUUCAUCAAAUUUAAUUUAGAAAAAUUUAUUAAAAGUGAUAUAGGAAAUGCAGAUGAAAUGAAAGUAGCUUAUGAAUUGUUGAAUAAUAAAUUAUUAGAGUCUAAUAUUGAUACUCAAUUAUCAGGAUCGACUGGCAUAAGUGUCCAUAUUAAAGAACAUCAUCUAUUUUGUUGUAAUGUAGGAGAUUCAAAAGCAAUCUUAGGGAGAAGAUAGUUGAUGAAUAAAUACUAAUCAAUAAGAUUAAAUAGAUUACAUAAACCAAUAGGACUAGAGAGAGAUAGAAUCAUUAAGUUUGGUGGAAGAAUAGAAUAUGUAUAUGGAAGACCAAGAAGUCCUUUGAGAGUUUGGAUGCAAAAUGAGGAUAUGCCAGGAUUAGCAAUGACAAGGUCUUUUGGAGAUAAAAUGGGAAUUAAGGCUGGAAUUAUUGCAGUGCCAGAAAUAUUUGAAAUACAACUAACAAAGGAUGACCAUUUUAUCUUAAUAGGUAGCGAUGGAUUAUUUGAACAUUUAAGCGAGGAGGAUAUAUGUAAAUUAAUAAGUAGAUACUAUCCACUCUAGAUAGAAAAAGCAGCUGAUAUGUUAAUGCUAGAAGCUUAAAAGUAGUGGAAACUAAUAAGUUUAGGUAGAGAUGAUAUUACAUUUAUACUAAUUUUUAGAUUUUCUUGA